CAACCAGUGGAGUCUGUCAUCAAUCUCAGUAAAGCAUCCAAUGGACCAGGAUUAUGUUGAAGUGGGCUACUUGUGCUGUGUUUUCACAGAUGCUACAUCAGUACCACCUACUUCCUACUUCCCUGUACCUCAGGAUCACGUCUUCUCUAUGUUCUCCAGCGUUAUUGGCUACUGUGCUGUUGUGAGACCUGCCCAUUUAUACCAAUAUAAAACAAGUGGAUCCGUUCAGCUUCUGACAAACGGUGCAGCUGGUGAAUGUGGGGGUUGGAGCUUAUUACAGGGCUGAUCAGCUGUAAGCAGAUUAGACGCAGUAGAGGGCCGGAAAACACACAUCGUCAAACCAGUUCUCUCAGCCGCAAUAUCUGCUUCUAAUUGUGUCCAAAGUCACGAGGCCAGAGCAAAAGCAAGCAGGAGGCGUCCGACAGCCUGAAGGAUGAAAAGGUUCGCAAUUACAUCCUGACUGUAGAUGAGAGCACCACGAAUCCUUCACUAAGCUCCUUACGCAGAGAACCGUCUGGAUUGUUUCCUCCUGCCCAUUCCAGCCACGGACAAGAUAAGACUGCUGGGAUUCAACUGGACCAUGAUGCAUAGCUUAUGGCUGGGGUCAAACUGGUGUUUUCCCUCAACUCCAGUUUUUCUAGCAGGAUGAAACAAAUGAGACCAGAGCAGAUAAUCUAAUUAUUCGUAAAACCAAAAACAAGUAAAUUGUCUCUAUUAAAUGUCUUUAGAAUAAGAUGCACCCAAAACACUGAGCUACCUCUCACAACAUUGCUCCAGUUCUCUAGGCUUCACCACGACUGUCAAACAUCCUAUAAACUAUGGAGGUAUUCAAUGCAGCUGCUCACUGUAUGUGGCCCCUUGCUUUAAGGCGCUCUAGUUCCUGACACAGGAAAACAGAGGCCUGACAUGGCAGUGGGAAAGGUGACGUUCACCAAGGCAGAGAGAGAGAAGCUGGCUGAACUCCUCUGUCUGCUCAACUGGAUCUCUGUGGCGGCAGGAGCUGUCCUCUUUGGUCUGGGCGUAUUUCUAAAAAUUGAGAUUCAGAAAUGGCAGGAAGUGAUGUCAGACCACGGGAUCGUCUGUGUGUCGUACACGCUGCUCGCCACUGGCCUGGCGGCGUGCUGCAUUAACUUCCUGGGUGGGAAGAUUUGCCUGGACUGUGCUGACACUAACAAGUUUCUGCGCUGGAAACUGGUGAUGAUGCCGUACAUCAUUUGCACCUUCUUCUUCACCUGCUGCGUCUUCCUGGGGGCACUGAUGUGUUACAGUGUCCACAGGCAGCUGGAAGAGUCUCUGCUCCAGGGCUUGCUGCAGGCCAUGCGCUACUAUAAGGAUACAAACAUACCGGGUCGCUGCUACCUGAAGAAAACUGUGGACCUUUUGCAGAUCCAGUUCCAGUGCUGUGGGAACUCUGGCUAUAGGGACUGGUUCCAGGUUCAGUGGAUCAGCAGCCGCUACCUGGACAUGACCAACAGUGCUGUGAUGGACCGUCUAAGGAGUCAUUUGGAGGGAAAGUACCUGACAGACAACGUUCCCUUUAGCUGCUGCAGCACCUUCUCGCCUAGACCCUGCAUCCAGCACCACCUCAGCAACAGCUCUGCACACUUCAACUAUGACCAGCGGAGCCAGCAGCUUAACCUGUGGAGAAGGGGCUGUCGACAGACACUGCUAGACCACUACACCAGCAUCCUGCAGUUCAUCGGCAUCACCGUGCUCCUCAUCUGGAUGUUUGAGCUGCUGGUUUUGACCGGAGUACGUUACCUGCAGACUGCAAUGGAGAACGUUCUGAGACUAGGUGACCCAGACUCAGAGUCAGAUGGCUGGAUUUUGGAAAACAGCUUGGCUGAAACAGCCAGGUCUAACUUUAACAUCAUCAAGAGUCUGGGGAAGUGUUACCACGUUGAUGAUGACCCCAACAUCAAUGUCCCAAAUGUCACCACUGAGCAUGAGAUGUCAUCCCAAACAAAUCAGCGUCUCAGUGACCGGCCAACCAUGACCAGCUGAGCUCCCCAUGGGGCCUCUUUAGGUCAGCAGACCACCUGCUGCUCCACCUGAAAUGAACAUCCUCGGAGAUGUGUGUGCCACUGCCUUCAGAUGUAAUAGAGACAAGUGUUUGAAGCAUGUCUUCACUGGGCUGAGGACUGACUGAGUUUUGUCGAGAACUAUAACCACUGUGGCUCAACAUGAUCUCAUAAAUAAACUUGCCUGAUCACUUGCCUGAUAAUACUGAUACUACAAAAAAAUCUUUAAUUCAG
Messenger RNA from Betta splendens (Siamese fighting fish), 2255 nucleotides. Its product is annotated as photoreceptor outer segment membrane glycoprotein 2-like. Gene Ontology annotation, biological process: visual perception. Bases 907 to 2004 code for a protein of 365 amino acids. The transcript is spliced from 4 exons. The record is from RefSeq and is a predicted model, not a curated record. Gene Ontology annotation, cellular component: membrane. Lineage: Eukaryota; Metazoa; Chordata; Actinopteri; Anabantiformes; Osphronemidae.